Messenger RNA from Seriola aureovittata, 3930 nucleotides. RefSeq names its product PAT1 homolog 2 (gene patl2). The transcript is spliced from 19 exons. Gene Ontology annotation, biological process: deadenylation-dependent decapping of nuclear-transcribed mRNA; P-body assembly. Gene Ontology annotation, molecular function: RNA binding. The coding region runs from base 323 to 2470 and encodes 715 amino acids. The record is from RefSeq and is a predicted model, not a curated record. Gene Ontology annotation, cellular component: P-body. NCBI's taxonomy places the organism in Eukaryota, Metazoa, Chordata, Actinopteri, Carangiformes, Carangidae.
AGUUUUUCCCAGAAGAACGGAGUCUGACCGUUUUAAAAAAAGGCUGAGUCCUUAGACUGUCCGUGUUUUCAAAGAACACAAAGUGAACAUUUAACAAACUCAUUCAACGAGUAAAAAACACAAUGAAAUAUUCAUAAACUGCAGCAUAGAAUAGAGGCGAGAUGACCGCCACGUGCAGCGUGUUGACGUGUGCACGCCUCACAGGUGAGUUCAUUUAAAAGUUAAUGAGCCUCCCUUGCUGUCUGGCAAGAGAAAGCAGCCUUGCUUAGAAAGUCACCGUCACCCGUCGGCUUCAAGUGUAAAACAAAUAUAUAUAUACACAAUGAGUGAUUCACGACAGCAACAAGAGACUGAAAAAGUGUCUGAGCCUCAGUGGCCUGAGAAUGGAGGUGAGUGGAGUGAUGGAGAGGAUGGGACCAACAUGGACUGUGGGCUCCUGCAGGCCAUGGCUGAGGAGGAUGAGGCGAUAAAUAUCUUCAAUGAAGAGACGUUUGGAAUGGAUCUUGAUGCACAUGGGACCACAGAGCAUCCCAGCGGCAGUCUUCAGUUUGGAGAGCCACCAGCUCCUCCGCCAACACCUCCACCACCAGACCCCAAACCUCUGUCUCCCCACAGCUCCCCCUCCCCUCCCAGACAGAGGCAACAGUAUCUGCCCCGGGCUCCCCCUGGGCAGCGUAGCAGAGGUAGAGGACACAGGGGAGGGCUGGGCAGGGGGCAAAUGUUUGAAGACCCGGCUGUGAUGAGGAUAGUGGAGGGGCGUCCAAGCCUCAAGAGUCUUGACAGUGCCAUAGUGGACUGUGGGAACGCCAUGUUCCAUAAAACCUUUGAAGAUGAUUGGAUGGCACCCUCUUACAGAAAAACCAGACGGAUCUCAGGAUCACUACUUCAGGACAGUGCUAUAGUUUGUGUGAUUGAUGGUCACAGAGGCAGAGGUCAGCACCUGACCUCCAACUUCCUGGAUUUGCCAUAUCCUGUCUCUUCCUUCAGGGGCAGGAGAGGGGAACUCAGAGGACCCUACUACAGGAGACAGUUUGGCCAAAGAGGCCACUCUCAGAUGCAAGCACCAAUAGCACCAGGAUCACCCAUCUUCUCACGUCAACCUUUGACCCCGCGGCAGCAUUACAAUCAGACGGGGAGAUUCAUGUUUCCUUCAACCCACCGCUGCCCCUCCACUCCUCAGUCUUUGAAUCCUAAAAUGAUGCAGCUGCGCUUUGGUGCCAACUCACCAAGACCGUCCCCCUUUGACAGCCCCUCGUCUAAUCCAGUGCAGCAUUUCAGGUACCCUGGUCCUGUCACCCAGCUCCACCCUCAACAUAAACGAUUACUUAGUCAAAAACAGCGUAUAUUCCAAAGAAAAUCGGAGGGUUGGGAUCCUUACCGUAACCUCAUGACGGGCAAAGAGAAGGAGUGGAUCACCAGGCUGCAGAUGAUUCAGCUGCAGAGUGAGAAUCCUUACCUUGAGGACUACUAUUACCAGGAGUACUAUCGACGAAUAGAAGCCAAGAUGGCCGAGGAAGAGCUUGGCAUCAGGAGCAAGAGGGAGCCACCCAAGCUCACCACACCUUACAUCACAAAGACUGACACCUACACACCAGUGGUGCACAUUGAAGGCUCUUUGGGUCAAGUUGCUGUGUCCACAUGUUACUCUCCUCGUCGUGCCAUCAGUGCAGUUCACGCAGUCCAAGCUCAGUGUCCGCUUGAGGAACAAAAAGACACCAGACAACAGCGGUUAGAGGUCCUCAGCAAAAUAGAAAAGCUGUUCAUGGCUCUGUUGGAGGUCGAGGAAACAGAGAGGAUGAAAACCACAGUCUUGUCUGAAGCAGAAGAAAGAAGGCUGAUGGAGAAGACCCAGAGGAAGGUGGAGCACAUCUACUCCCAGCUGCAACACCACGACCCUCUAGAUUCAGGAGGGGAGUUUCUUCCUUUCCUGGUGGUCUCAAAAGGCAAAAGGCUUUUCGCCCGUCUGCUCCCGUUCCUGAAACAUGAUUCUGCAAUGAAAAUCUUGUGUAUUGUGGCCUCUAACCUUCCUACACUGAUGAGCCGAGAUGCAGAAGAGGCGCUCCCAGUGCUCUACCCACCUCUUCGAAAAGUGAUUGGUGGCCUGGCGUUCAGUCAGCUGAUUAGGGUCCUCAAAGAUCUGACGUCAUCGGAGUCUCUAUCAACAUACGAGUGCCUUACACUGGCAUGUCAGAACAAGUUUGGACUGUCCUUACUGUAUGCUCUCCUGUCCCAUGGAGAGAAGCUGCUGUCUUCAGGUGUUCCUCUCGAGCCCAGCAUCGGUGACUUUGAGACCUGGACUGACACAAUAUUCCAGGUGGCGGGACAGCUGUCCCAGUGUUCACUGGUGGAGCCGCUCCUUCUGCCUUCAAACCUGCUCACUCUCUUCUGCCGUUACCUGGACAAGCGGACUGUGCAUCAGCUGAAAAACAACAUGGAGUCUGCGACUGGAUUCUUGGCUCUUCCAUCUUAAGGUGGGAAGAAGCUAAAGAGAUGUUCAGCUAUAUGACCAGGUUGAGCACUAGACUAAAAGGAGCAGAAGUGCAGCCCUGACAAAAACCCCUCAGUGUUCAUUAUAACAGAAGCUAUGUAAUAUUCUCUGAACUGUGUUCAAAAUGCUUUGAUUCUUAUCCCCCCUCCUCCCUCCCUCCCUCAUCCCUUCACAUUUUUGCACUUUCAAACUGUUUCCCUUUAUUUCCUUUAUCUGAUAUUUUUACUUUCCUCCCUUUGGUCUCCAGUAGGUUACAUCAGUGCAAGUUACUCAGAAGUUAAAAACAGUUUGUUUUUCUUUUCCAUGUGUUGAUCAUUUCAUGAGAUUGCCAUGUUAUGUAGCCGGUAAGAUUACAUGAACUAGCAGAUGGAGCUGAUUUACUUACCUGGCUUCUAUCUAACCAUUCUACAGUUAUUUAUUUCUAAAAGUAUUAUUAAAAGCCAAUUACAUUUAGGACAAGGAAUCGGAGAUAAAGUGUGCUGCAUCAGUUCAACAUAUAAAUAUUUCACUUAAACUGAACAAAAACAAAAGCACAUUCUGAAGAAAUGCUGUACAAUGUAGUUUACCAGGAUUAUUGGAUCAGUUAUUUCAGAGUAACUACACCCAAAAACAGUAAACAAAUACUUCUUGAAUUUACUACUAAUCUCAGAUAGAAUAAAAUUGUACUAAUUUUAUCAUAGGUUAAGUAGUAAAUCAUUUGCUCAACACCCAACUUGUUUUUGGUUUUAGCAUUCAGUGAUAGUAAACAACAUUGGCUUAAUGUGGAAUUCUCAAGUUUCCAAAAGGUACCAUCUAAAAGCCAGUUACAUUUCAGAUAAAUCAAAUGUGGUGACCAGGUUGAGGAUUGUAUACUUAUUUAUGAUUGUGCAGCUGAACCUAUAUGUUCAUUAUAAUAACCAUUUAAGGAAGUUGACAUGGCAUGGGCCAUCAACAAACCAUGCAAUUUGGGUUUUUUGUAAAAAAAAAAAAAAAAAGCAUGCAUUGUGUAUACAUGUGUAGCGAUACUAAAUAUGAUGUAUUUGUAAUUUUCCAUGUUUGAUGGUUCAGUUGUAAAGAGAUUUUUAUUUAUUGUAUUCAUUUGGAAACAGGAAUAAUUUAAAUUGCACCCUUGUAGAGCACUUGCAAUAUAAAUAAAAAAAAUCUUUAAAUGCAUCAUCAGGUUGCUCUGGUUCUCAGAAAAUUCAUUCUAGUACAAAGCCUUGAAGGACUUUGACUGUCCAAGCAAAAGGAGCACAUGAUGGAGCAAAGCCAUGGGCAUCAGACUUUACUGUAGAAUCUGCUUUGUGUGGUGCAGCGGGUCUUAUUAAAAGAUCUAACAAAGUUACAGUGGCAGCAUCCAUGCAAACCGUAAUGAGUCUGGCUAUUGUCCUAUGAGGCUACUCUUGCCUCUGGCUCACAUCAAAUCUGUAACAAAUCUGUGCUCCAGAUAUUGUGGGUUUUUG